Molecule: messenger RNA, 903 nt
Organism: Plasmodium vinckei vinckei
Lineage: Eukaryota; Apicomplexa; Aconoidasida; Haemosporida; Plasmodiidae
Product: peptide chain release factor 1, putative
Exons: 8
Coding region: 1-903 (300 amino acids)
Biological process (GO): translational termination
Molecular function (GO): translation release factor activity
Source: RefSeq, a predicted model, not a curated record
AUGAGUAUAACAUAUUUAUUAUGUUUCAUUUUAUUUUUUGAUUUUCCAUUUUUGGUGUCUAGCUUUUAUAUAAAUCGAAUAGGAAAUUGGGGUAUUAUAAAACUAAACAGAAAUGGAAAUUUAAAAAGUAGUCUAUUUAAUUUACAUAUAAAUAAAGAAAAUGAUUUUUUAAAUAUAAAUAAAAAUCAUAUACGUAUUGAAUUUCGUCCUGGAAUUGGAGGUGAUGAAGCAGAACUAUGGUCUAACGAGUUGAAAAAGACUUAUCAAAACUAUGCGGAGAAAAAAAAAUGCUCAGUUCAAACUGCCAAGGACGUCACCAAUUCGAUAAUUAUAAAAUCACCAAAUGAUCUAAAAAUAAAUAAAGAUGGGGAAGAAAUAGAAAUAAGUUUAUACGACCUCUUUAAGAAUGAGUCUGGGACUCACCAAGUCAAAAGGAUUCCAAAAAAUGAGACAAAAGAUAAAAUUCACUCGUCUACUGCUACGAUAGCAAUUUUCAUUCAAGAUGAUGCAGAUAAAUAUGAAAUUAAUUCUAAGGAUUUAAAAAUAAUGACAUUUAGAUCGAGUAAGCCUGGGGGACAAAAUGUUAACAAGAUCGAGUCCGGUGUCAGGAUUGUGCACAUCCCCACGGGAAUCCAAACAGAAUCUCAGGAGGAAAGAACUCAAGAAUUAAACAAAAGAAUAGCUAUGAAAAAAUUGACACAAAAAAUACAUGAUUUACAAAGUCGGGAAAAGGAAGAGGAACUUCAAAAUGAGCGAAGCAAAUUUGUGAAAGAAUGUCACAGGAGCAACCGAAUAAGGACUUACAACUUUUUUACGGGCUACAUUACUGAUCAUAUAAAAAAUCGUAAAUAUGACUUGAUGUACUUUGAAAAAGGAAAGCUAGAACAUUUAUUUAACAUAUAA